Rattus norvegicus (Norway rat) is the source of this 5515-nucleotide messenger RNA. NCBI's taxonomy places the organism in Eukaryota, Metazoa, Chordata, Mammalia, Rodentia, Muridae. The record is from RefSeq and is a predicted model, not a curated record.
CAAAGAACCCGGUAGCAAUUUGGUUCCUGAGCGGAUGCUGGAGCUGUAAGGCUCCGUGCAGGCGGCUGAUUGUGGAUCGCAGAAGGAGGACGCUGGGGCCCGCCGUCCAUCCGCUGCUACUAUGAUUCCGGUGUCGCUGGUGGUGGUGGUGGUGGGUGGUUGGACUGCCGUCUACCUGGCCGACUUGGUGUUGAAGUCAUCUGUGUAUUUUAAACAUUCUUAUGAAGACUGGCUGGAAAACAAUGGAUUGAGCAUCUCUCCUUUUCAUAUAAGAUGGCAAACUUCAAUUUUUAAUCGUGCCUUUUACAGUUGGGGACGGCGGAAAGCAAGGAUGCUUUACCAAUGGUUCAAUUUUGGAAUGGUGUUUGGUGUGAUUGCCAUGUUCAGCUCUUUUUUUCUCCUUGGAAAAACACUGAUGCAGACUUUGGCACAAAUGAUGGCUGACUCUCCCUCUCCUUAUUCUUCCUCUUCUUCCUCUUCCUCUUCCUCUUCCUCUUCCUCUUCCUCUUCUUCUUCCUCCUCCUCCUCUCUUCACAAUGAUCAGGUGUUGCAAGUUGUGGUUCCUGGUAUAAAUUUACCUGUCAAUCAGCUGACUUACUUCUUCGCUGCAGUCCUCAUUAGUGGUGUUGUACAUGAAAUUGGACACGGUAUAGCAGCCAUUAGGGAACAAGUUCGAUUUAAUGGCUUUGGAAUUUUCCUCUUCAUUAUUUAUCCUGGAGCAUUUGUUGAUCUGUUCACCACCCAUUUGCAACUUAUAUCACCAGUCCAGCAGCUAAGGAUAUUUUGUGCAGGUAUAUGGCAUAAUUUUGUCCUUGCUCUCCUUGGUAUUUUAGCUCUUGUUCUCCUCCCAGUAAUCCUCUUGCCUUUUUACUACACUGGAGUUGGGGUACUUAUCACUGAAGUCGCAGAGGACUCACCUGCCAUUGGACCCAGAGGCCUUUUUGUGGGAGACCUUGUUACUCAUCUACAGGAUUGUCCCGUUACUAAUGUGCAAGAUUGGAACGAAUGUUUAGACACCAUUGCAUAUGAGCCCCAAAUUGGGUACUGUAUAAGUGCAUCAACGUUACAACAAUUAAGCUUCCCAGUUAGAGCAUACAAACGACUAGAUGGUUCUACUGAAUGCUGUAACAAUCACAGCCUCACAGAUGUGUGCUUUUCCUACAGAAAUAAUUUUAAUAAACGUUUGCAUACAUGUCUACCUGCCCGGAAAGCAGUUGAAGCCACUCAAGUUUGUAGAAGCAAUAAAGAUUGCAAAAGCAGCUCAAGCUCAAGCUUCUGUAUAGUGCCAUCCUUGGAAACUCACACUCGGUUAAUAAAGGUGAAACACCCCCCACAGAUUGAUAUGCUCUAUGUAGGGCACCCACUGCACCUUCACUACACAGUGAGCAUUACAAGUUUUAUCCCACGUUUCAACUUUCUAAGCAUAGAUCUGCCAGUAAUUGUGGAGACAUUUGUCAAAUACCUGAUUUCUCUUUCUGGAGCCCUGGCUAUUGUUAAUGCAGUGCCCUGCUUUGCCUUGGACGGUCAAUGGAUUUUAAACUCUUUCCUGGAUGCUACCCUGACUUCAGUGAUUGGAGACAACGAUGUCAAAGAUCUAAUAGGAUUUUUCAUCCUGCUUGGUGGCAGUGUACUUUUGGCUGCCAAUGUGACACUGGGACUCUGGAUGGUUACAGCACGGUUUUAUAUAUCACCAGACAGCUACAAUGCAGGGAACACUGUGUAAAUUUCAUGCACUUCGCCAAUACAGGCCACAUCUUUUCUUUUAUGGAAAUACUUAGCAAAAAGGUUAGUAACCAGGAGUUUGUUGGGCAACUAUACAAGUGGAACAAAAUAGAUUUAUGUUAUUUGGGAGACUUGUAGGAAAAUAUUCUCACACUAAAAACAGAGAUAUAGUUCAUUAUAUAAAAGAGGUUAAUGAAAAUAGCAAUUUAUUGAAAAAGUAUAUGUAUAAACUCAUAAGCUAUGCUUUCAACUUGGUAGUUAUUAAUAUUCUAAUGUUACUUCACUGGUAAUGUCAUAUGGCUCAGUUAAAUAUGACAUAAUUUAAACAAUUCCUGUUAUUAAAACAUUGAGGAAGAAAGGGUUUCUUUUGUUUGUACUACCAUAUCAUUGUUCAUCACUGAAGGAGGUCAGGAACUAACAUAGGGCAGGAACCUGGAGGUAGGAGCUGAUGCAGAGGCCACGGAGGGUGCUACUCACUGGCUUCUUCCCCAUGGUUUGCUCAGUCUGCUUUCUUAUAGACCCCAAGACCACCAGUCCAGGAAUGGCACUACCCACAAUGAGCUGUGUCCUCCUCUAUUGAUCACUAAUUAAGAAAAUGCCCUACAAGCCUGCCUACAGCCCCAUCUUAUGGAGAUGUUUGCUUAAUUGAGGGUCCACCCUCCUAGAUGACUUUACAUUUUGUCAAGCUGACAUAAAGUUAGCCAAUACAAUACAUAAAGGCAUUAAAAUAUACUUGAAAUAUUUGUUUAUAUCUAUGAUUAUAUGAUUACAUGUUGGUAAAAUUCUAGAGGAAACAUGGGUGUCUUGAAGUCUGACCACAGUUUUAUAUAUACACACUGUUAAAUUGAAUUUUUAUGUUAGGCAGAUUUGCAGAAUGGCAUCUUUAAUUUGCAUUUUUGAUUAAGAAAAAAUCAACAUUUCAAAAUGUGUUUACCUGUCAGUAUAUUUUGUUUAAACAUAUCCUUUUCUCAUUUUUAUUUUUGAAGUAUAUUUUUGUAAUAUUGUGUAUAAUAUACAUACACACACACACACUCACAUUCAUUCAGUUACAUAUUGGUGGUUUAUAUAUGUGCAGAUGUGUAAGCACAUGUGUUCUCAUGUAUAUAAUGGCCUGGGACUGAUCUCAGAAGUCAAUCGAAGCAAGGUCUUCCAGUUGAACUUAGAGCUUGCCAAUAGCUAGCCAGCUUCACAAAGGUUCCCAAGCGCAGGUGCCAUGUCCACUCAGUGGGGAUUAUAAAUCCAAUCACAUGCCUGCUGCUUGUGUUGUGAUUUAACCAUUGAACAAUGUUAUGUUGUAAGCGCUAUAACCAUUGAACAAUGUCCCCAGACCCCUUUCCCCAUUUUUCAUGGGAGGGAUUAGCUUUUAUCCCUUUUCUUCAACUUCAUUUUAGUACAAUGUGUAUCAUUUUAUACGCACACAUAUAUGUAUGUAAUAUAAUGUUGUGUAUGUUUUAUAUAUAUAUAAUAUAGUAAUAUAUUAUAUAUGUCACUGUACACCAUUGUCUGCUAUGCCUGUAUCUUUUUCACAUUUGAUGAUUCUGUUUUGAAAGUCUUCCCUAUUCCAAGAUUUUAUUAAUACAUCUUAUUUUAACAAUUUUAUGAUUUAAUUUUUUUAAUUGUUUAACCAACAUGUAUUAUAUUUGUGCUAUUGGGGACCUGCUCAGGAAGUCCUUUCCUAUGCCUCUAUCUGAUUCAUGGUACCGGGUUUCAUGUUGAGUUCCUUGAUCCAUUUGGAGUUGAGUUUUUUUAUAGGGUGGAAGAUAAAGAUCAAGUUUCAUUCUUCUACAUAUAGUGACCCAGUUUGACCAGCACUGUUUAUUGAAGAUGCUGUCUUUUCUCCAGUAUGUACUUUUAGCUUUUUUGGUUAAUUGGAUGGCUAUCAUAGUGUGUGCUUAUGUGUGUGUGUGCAAAUGUUCAAUUCUGUUUCAUUCAUCAGUUAAUCUGGUUUUAAAGAAAGGCUGCAAGAACAAAGUGGUAUGAAGGGUCAAAGUGAAAUAAUGAAACAGGAAGGGUUAAAAGGAGGGGAGGCUGAGAAGGCAAAGUAGAGAAGGGAACAUGGGAAGGAUAACAAAAUAAAGGCCUUUUAAAGAAGUCAUAGGGAAAUCUAUGGUAGAAGCUUCCUAAAAUAUAUACAUACACAUAUACAGAAACAGUUGCAAUCAGUCACCUUAUAUAAUGGGACAGAAUGCCCCUACUAGGACCACAGGCUAACAGAUGAAAAGUUCAAUGCCAUAAAUGCUUUACCACUUUUGAAGUUGAUUGCCAAUGAACUCCCAUAGACACCUCCCCCCAAAAAAUCACAGGCUAUUCCCAACACUUGAUUACACCCCAGAACUUGAAAGUAAGACCAUAUUACUGAAGAUACUAAAUACUUGAAUCAUAGAACAUGAGAUCAGACUGGUACAUUCCUGGAAGUUUCAUUCCCCACAAACUGGAUUUCAUAGUACUAUAAGGCUCUACCAUAGGAGAAAAAGUAAACAUCAAUCUUACCUAGCUGUGAACCUUAUUUACAAGGAAACAUUUUUCCAGACACCUAAAGUUGCACAUGUGAAUUCACAACAGUUGUGACAACAUACAGAUGACCUACACAGGCUCAAGCCAAGCAAAAUCCCGGAAUGGAAAGGGGAGGUGAGAAUGAAGUCCCACCCCCAGUAAGGACUUAUUGGCAGUUGAUAUCUGUUGGGAGAAGAGAGUCAGUUUUCCUUAAGGAUGUGGACCUAUCCACACCCAGAAGGUCACAUCCUAUUACUGAAGAUACUGAAUAUUUGAAUCAUGGAACAUGAGGAAAUCAAGCUGGGACACAGUGUAUAUGGGCAGCACAAAUUGUAAUCUAUAUUUUAAAGAGAGGUCACAAAAUUUGGUGGGUAUAAAAUAGAAGUGGGUUAGAAAAGGUAUGGAAGGGGGUAAAUAUGAUAAUGCACUGUAUGAAAUGUGCAAAGAACUAAUACAUAUGAGGAAAAAAUACAUCAUCUAUAAAAAUGCGUAUCAUUAGUUUUGUGGAGAGAAUAAAUAUUAGUAAUGUCUUCCCUCUUAUUUAGAGAAAAUAUUUGUUAUUUGCAUAGGUAGUAACUUUUCUUUUUUGAUUCAGUAAUAUAGUAAAAUAAUUAUAUAUAUAUAUGUUUCGACUAAAUAGAGUACUUACCUUUAUCUUUAAAUAUUUUUAUAAGAAUAGUGUUUCUUAAACUGUACAAUUUAGCAGACUUGAGAUUCUUCAUAUCAUAUGCAGUGAUUGAGAAGUAUUCCUUCCAUUAGCUUCUUAAUGGAAAUAAUUUUCUUCUUAUAUUUCAAAUCUUUUUUAAUACCUCUAUUUGUGAACUGUUUAAUAUUAGCCUUUAAAGAUUAAUUAUUCGUUAUUAGCUGUGUGUGUAGUGAUGCAUGCCCUUAACCCUAGCACUCCUGUGGCAGGCAGAUCACUCAGUUCAAGGCUAGCUUUUUCUACAUAGCAAAACCCUGUUUGAAAUUUUUUUUAAAUUAAUUUUUAGGGGUCAAGAGAGAUUGCUAAGUAGUUAAGAACCAAUGCUACUCUUCUAGAACUCCCGAGUUUUAUUCUGAACAUCUAUGUUAGAUAAGUCACAACCAUCUGUAAUUCCCACUCAGAGGGGUCCAACAUGUUCCUCUGGUCUCUAUGGACUUUGAUACUCACCUCCCCCCACCCUCCCCCCCCUCUCUCUUUCUCUGUCUCUCUCUCUGUCUCUCUCUGUCUCUCUCUCUCUCUCUCUCUCUCUCUCUCUCUCUCUCUCUCUCUCUCUCUCUCUCUCACACACACACACACACACACACACACACACACAAA